Mustela erminea (ermine) is the source of this 2237-nucleotide messenger RNA. RefSeq names its product coiled-coil domain containing 194 (gene CCDC194). Bases 358 to 1062 code for a protein of 234 amino acids. The record is from RefSeq and is a predicted model, not a curated record. NCBI's taxonomy places the organism in Eukaryota, Metazoa, Chordata, Mammalia, Carnivora, Mustelidae. The transcript has 4 exons.
GGGGAGCCUUGGCGAGUACCCCCAAGGCAGAUGGGUGCUUUGCGAAGAUGUGUUCACAUGGUUCCCACUUGGCCGACUGGGGCAGGAAAUCCGACCAACCCCACUUCACAGUGGGGGAGACCCUGAGGCUAGGAGGACAGCACAUGGGGUGCAGAGGCAGGAGUGGAACGAAGGACCCCCCCCCCCCAAUCCUGUCCUGGCCUCAUGUAGCCUAGGCAGGCCUCUGGCGGGGGUCCAGCCCCUCCCAACAGACUCGGGAAGCCACGGUGGGCGGGGCGGAGCCGUGGGUGUCCCUGGCGCCCCAAGGUGCCAAUUAAAUACUCGUGGCUGUCUGGAGCCAGAGCUGUGGACGGCGGCAUGGCCGAGCUGGGGCCAGAGCCGGGACGCGCGUGGAGGGUGCUAGCCCUGUGUGGGGCUGCGGUGUUCCUGGCAGCGGCAGCAGCUGGGGCAGCCCUGCUGGCCUGGAACCUGGCCUCCUCGACCUCCCGGGGACCUCGCUGCCCAGAGCCAGGGGCCAAUGCCACGGCACCCCCCGAGGACCUGGCGCCUGAGCUCGAAGAACUGCGGCGACGGCUGGCAGAGGCUACCCAGCACAAGGAGGCUCUGGCCAGACAGCUGGACCAGGCCAACCGAGUCGGACGGGAGCUGGAGGAGGCACUAAGGGCCUGUCAGGGCCGUCAGAGCCGGCUUCAAACCCAACUGAUGACCCUGAAGACUGAGAUUGAAGAGGCCAAGGCACAGGGGACCCAGAUGGGGGCUGAGAACGGGGCACUCACAGAAGCCCUGGCACGCUGGGAGGCGGCAGCCAUGGAGUCUGCGCGGAGGCUGGACGAGGCACAGCAACGCGCACGCGCGGCCGAGGCCGAAGCCGAAGCUUGCGCAGCCCGGGAAGCGACGCUGCGCGAACGCGCGAAAGCCCUGGAAGCCGAGUUGGGCCCCCAGCGCAAAGUGCCGCAACCCCGAUCCCGCUCCGUGUCACGACCCCGACCCAGCCCCCGUUCGCGCUCUCGCCCAGGACCCUCUGGGGGCUGCCGGAGGCCAGCGCGGCGCGCACGAGGGUGAGUCGGCCCCCAGCAGAAGGAGGGCUCUGAGGCCAGGAGGGCGCACACUGUGGCUGGAACAUGUAGAGAGGUGCCCCCGCUGGAUAAGAUGCCCCGUCGACACCCAUCAACGCUCAGCUUUAGAUUCAGGAACCACUCUGAACGGAACUACAGAAAGGAGACUCCACCCUCUCUCUCCAACCAUCUAGUGUUUAUUUUACAGGCGGGGAACUGAGGCCCAUUUGCUAACACAAUGAGAUAAGUGUUUUGGGACUUAAGCCCCUUCUAACGACAGCAUUGAUUCAUCCCACAGACAUGAAGACUUAGGGUCCAGCCCUGGCUCAAGAGUGACCUGGAAGGGUCACGUCUCCCUUGUGGGCCUCAGUUUACCUUGUCUGUAAAUUGAGUGUUUGGAAUCAUGUGUAGCAAGCCAGCCUAUCUUUGACAACAAAAACUGACCAAGAUGGCAUGACGGGAAAACAACAGAGUCCUCUUCCUAUGAGGAGGGUACGAAAUUCCCAAAUGAAAUUUUAGCAAAAAGAAUUAAGCAACACAUUUUUAAAAUACAUCACAACAAAGGGGACUUAGGUCUGAGAUGCAGGGAUGGCUCAAAAUUCACAAGUCUGCUAAUAAAAUUCACCACACUAAUGGAUCAAUAAGAAAAGUUCUGAAAAGGCCAUCAAAAUGAGGGCCAAGGUGCGGAUGACCACUGUCAAGUAUUUAAUAUUGUUCUGGAGGUACUAACCUAUGCACUUAGACAAGGAAAAGAAAGAAGAGGUAUGAAUAUUAGGAAAGCAGUAGGGAAUUUAUAGUUUGGAUCAUAUGUAAGCAUUGUUUAUGUAGGUCAAAAAUAAUAGAAAUCCCAACAAUUUCAUAUGGCUCAAUUUCACAUUGAUUUUAUCUUUUAACUUAUAUUUGACAUAACUUCAGAUUUACAGAAAAGUUGGAAGAUUAGUACAAAGAAUUCCUGGAUACUCUUCCCCCAGAGUCCACAAAUGUUACCUCCUUUGCUUUAUUCUUUCUCUCUCUCUUUCUCUGAACCUUUUAUGAAAAACUUGCUGAAAUGAUGUCUUGUUACCCAUAACACGUGAGUAUGCAUUUCCUAAAAACAAGGGCAUUCUCCUACAUAAUCACAGUACAAUCAUGAACAUCGGAAAGUGGACAUUGAUUGAUAAAACACUAUUAUCUCAUCUACAG